Messenger RNA from Tachyglossus aculeatus (Australian echidna), 2146 nucleotides. RefSeq names its product potassium inwardly rectifying channel subfamily J member 8 (gene KCNJ8). The record is from RefSeq and is a predicted model, not a curated record. The coding region runs from base 130 to 1428 and encodes 432 amino acids. Gene Ontology annotation, cellular component: plasma membrane. Gene Ontology annotation, biological process: regulation of monoatomic ion transmembrane transport; potassium ion import across plasma membrane. NCBI's taxonomy places the organism in Eukaryota, Metazoa, Chordata, Mammalia, Monotremata, Tachyglossidae. The transcript is spliced from 3 exons. Gene Ontology annotation, molecular function: ATP-activated inward rectifier potassium channel activity.
UGAUUUGGGGGGUGAGGGGCGCCCCUUUGCUGUUCCGGCUCCUCUCAUCCUGCUCCAGCUGCUCCAGGCCCCUCGCCCCAGGUCCCUAGCUCCCAUCCACCCAGGCUGCGUCCAGGCCCAGGGGAGAAGAUGCUGGCCAGAAAGAGCAUCAUCCCGGAGGAGUACGUGCUGGCCCGCAUCGCCGCGGAGAACCUGCGCAAACCACGCAUCCGGGACCGCCUGCCCAAGGCCCGCUUCAUCGCCAAGAGCGGGGCCUGCAAUCUGGCCCACAAGAACAUCCGGGAGCAAGGCCGCUUCCUGCAAGACAUCUUCACCACCCUGGUAGAUCUCAAGUGGCGUCAUACCCUAGUCAUCUUCACCAUGAGCUUCCUCUGCAGCUGGCUGCUCUUUGCCAUCAUGUGGUGGCUCGUGGCCUUCGCCCACGGCGACAUCCACGCCUACAUGGAGAAGCCCGUGGUCUCCAACGCCUGCGUCACCAGCGUCAGGUCGUUCACGUCGGCCUUCCUGUUCUCCAUCGAGGUCCAGGUGACGAUCGGCUUCGGCGGGCGGAUGGUGACGGAGGAGUGCCCGCUGGCCAUCGCCGUCCUCAUCCUGCAGAACAUCGUGGGGCUGAUCAUCAACGCCGUCAUGCUGGGCUGCAUCUUCAUGAAGACGGCCCAGUCCCACCGGCGGGCCGAGACCCUCAUCUUCAGCCGCCACGCGGUCAUCGCCGUCCGCCACGGCCGCCUCUGCUUCAUGUUCCGCGUGGGCGACCUGCGUAAGAGCAUGAUCAUCAGCGCCUCGGUGCGCAUUCAGGUGGUCCGCAAGACCACCACUCCCGAGGGGGAGGUGGUGCCCAUCCACCAGCUGGACGUGCCGGUGGACAACCCCAUCGACAGCAACAACAUCUUCCUGGUGGCCCCGCUGGUCAUCUGCCACGUCAUCGACCGCCGCAGCCCGCUCUACGACCUGACGGCCUCGGCCCUGGCCGGCCAGGACCUGGAGGUCAUCGUCAUCCUCGAGGGCGUGGUGGAGACGACGGGCAUCACCACGCAGGCCCGCACCUCCUACGUGGCCGAGGAGAUCCUCUGGGGCCACCGCUUCGUCUCCAUCGUGACCGAGGAGGAGGGCGUCUACUCGGUGGACUACUCCAAGUUCGGCAACACCGUCAAGGUGGCCGCCCCCCGCUGCAGCGCCCGGGAGCUGGACGAGAAGCCGUCCAUCCUGAUCCAAGCCCUGCAGAGGAGCGAGCUGUCCCACCAGAACUCGCUCCGCAAACGCAACUCCAUGCGCCGGAACAAUUCCGUGCGUCGGGCCACCAAUGGCUCCUCUCCGGCCCCCUCUUCCUCCUCCUCCUCCUCCUCCGCCCGACGGGGAAACUGUGCCCUGUCCGUGCCCAAGGUGCAGUUUGUCACCCCGGACGGAGGGCCCGGGGGCACGGAGGACUGAGGGAGCCCGGCCCCCGGGGGGAGAAGGGACGCGGGCGUCCAGGCCGGGCCUGGCGCUGUGAUUGACGCCGGGAGGCCCGGGGCUGACGGAUCGGACGGGGUCUCCACCCCGUCUACAUUGGAGGGAGGGCAUCAUUUGACAGAUGAGGACACUGAGGCACGGGGAAUGACACUGGGGAGAAUUGCGGUACGUGUCUAGCAUUCGCAAUGUGCCGAGCGCCGGAGCAUAUACAAAUUCAUCGGGUUGGUUACUGCCCCUGUCCCACAUGGAGCUCAGGUCUUCAUCCCCAUUUGACAGAUGAGGACGCUGAGGCCCGGGGAAUGACAAUAGGGAGAACUGUGGUACGUGUUUAGCAUUUGCGAUGUGCCGAGCGAUGCUCUGAGCGGAUGCGAGUUCGUCAGGUCGGACACGGUCCCAGCCCCACAUGGGGCAUGGCCUUCAUCCCCAUUUGACAGAUGAGGACGCUGAGGCCCGGGGAAUGACAAUGGGGAGAACUGUGGUACGUGUUUAGCAUUUGCGAUGUGCCGAGCGAUGCUCUGAGCGGAUGCAAGUUCGUCAGGUCGGACACGGUCCCAGCCCCACGUGGGGCAUGGCCUUCAUCCCCAUUUGACAGAUGAGGACGCUGAGGCCCGGGGAAUGACAAUGGGGAGAACUGUGGUACGUGUUUAGCAUUUGCGAUGUGCCGAGCGAUGCUCUGAGCGGAUGCGAGUUCGUCAGG